Molecule: messenger RNA, 2640 nt
Organism: Camelus dromedarius (Arabian camel)
Lineage: Eukaryota; Metazoa; Chordata; Mammalia; Artiodactyla; Camelidae
Gene: RHBDD3
Product: rhomboid domain containing 3
Exons: 6
Coding region: 1338-2498 (386 amino acids)
Cellular component (GO): membrane
Molecular function (GO): protein binding; serine-type endopeptidase activity
Source: RefSeq, a predicted model, not a curated record
GCCUGAUAGUGCACAGUCCCAUUUUAUAGAUGAAGAAACUGAGGCCUGGAGCAUUCAAAUUCCGGUUCUGUUUGUCCAUGGGCAUGUCCUUCACUCUUGCUAAAGUACACAGGGGGGAUAGUUGUGAGGAUGCAGGAGGCGGCUUGCAGUUGGUGCCUUGGCUCCCUGGAGGGCUGGCACCUGCCUGACUUCUUGGACUCAACCAAGUCUCCCUAGGCAGAUGCCCAGAACCAGCGAAGGGCAAGGCUCACCCAGAUCCUUCAGCGGGACCUGAAACCAAGCUAGUGUCUUUCAGUGAACACAUAUAAAGCACUAGCUAUGUGCUAGGAGCGCUCUGGGGAACUUGGCCAUGAGUAGGAGGAGAACCUCUCCUCCCGCCAGUUGAGACCAUAUGCCUAGAGAAAAGCAGGCCAAGCGGUGCUCAUUAGAUAAAGUAAGAUCCAUGAUGCGGGCAGCCAGAGGAGGGGAAGGGGACAUUUGAGCUGAGCUUCAAAGGGUGAAUAGGAGUUUGUUAUUAAAGAGAAGAAGGGAAGGAUAUUGCAGGCAGGAGUUUUCUAUAUUUUUCCUGCAGGAAACUGGCGGUUGGGUUUUCAUACCAAGGCUGCCCUUGAUAAGGGAGCAGAUGAGGCAGACUUCUUGUCUCUGGGAUUUUGCUUCCUGCUCUAUGAAAUCAGUUCAGUGGGAGUCCUGAGACAGGGUGGAGUACAGGAGGGAGGGGAUUCCAGCAGGGCCUGGAGGACAGGUUGAAUGUGAGGAGAAGAGAGGAAAGAAAGCCUUUCCUUAUGGGCAAGGAAUUGGCAAGUUUGAGAGCCAGAGCUUGAACCAGCUAGGCUGGAGCGGCUCCUUCCAUGUUGAGGCCUCCCCUUGUUUGGGACAGCUGGGACAGCUGCAUUUUAUCCAGCAGGAGCUGUGGGCUGGCCUGAGUCCAUUCCUUUUUCUUAUCCUAUGAAGAAUGGAUUUUCUUAAUCCCUAGUUUACAGAUGAGGAACAAGAGGCUCCAAACUUGCCCGGGUAUACCUGGCAGGAGGAAGCAGAUACUAGAACCUUUCUGUGAGAAGGUGGGCCAGAGGGGCUGUGUUCAGGGCUCCAAGUCUCAGUCCAGUGUCACUGUGUGCGCUGAGGGUGUGGACUCCUGCUGCCCCUCCUCCAGCCCUUCUGCUCCACCCCCUCCCUAAUCUGCCUGCCCUUUGGCUGGCCUCACCCCCUCGGUCAAGGGCAGCUGAGGCCGCCUGGAACUCUAAGUCUGGGCUCAGUGGAGUGGAGGAGGACAGAAGGUGGCUGGUCUGCAGCUGGAGCACACAGCCCCAAGACCACUUUUGACCACCUUCAGCCAAGCUAUGCAUGCCAGAGGCCCCCCUGGCCUGCUGUUCCCUGUGCUGCCUCUUGCUUCCUCCGUCCUGAUGCUGCUAAUGAGCAGCCUGUGGCUGCUGGGGGCUGGCCCCAGCCUUGUCCUGGCCCCAGAUCUGCUGCUGGACCCUUGGCAGGUGCACCGGCUGCUGACACACGUGCUGGGCCACACGGCCUUACCUGGCCUGCUCCUGAGCCUGCUGCUCCUGCCCACACUGGGCUGGCGGCAAGAGUGCCACCUGGGCACACUGAGAUUCCUGCACGCCUCCACCCUUCUUGCCGUGGCCUCUGGUUUGAUGGCUGUGCUGCUGGCAGGCCUCGGGGUGUCCAGUGCAGCCGGUGGCUGCGGAUACAUGCCUGUCCACCUGGCUAUGCUGGCAGGGCAGGGUUACCACCCUAGACAGCCCCGGGGGGCACUGCCACCUUGGCUUCUGCCAUGGCUGCUGCUCGCCCUGACACCACUGCUCAGCCCUGAGCCACCCUUCCUGCAGCUCUUCUGUGGCCUCCUUGCUGGCCUGGCCUAUGCAGCUGGGGCCUUCUGGUGGCUGGAGCUCUCCGAGUGGCGGCUGCGGGCGCUGCAGGAGGGUGUCCUGUGCAGGGCCCUGGCAAGGUGCUGGCCACUCCAGCUCCUUCCCACCCCAGGCGGCCUGGGUGAGCUGCCUGUCACCCAUCCUGCCAGAGUAAGGCUUCCCACCUCUGGACCUCCUUGCAUGGCCUCCCCUAGCCUCUGGUCCCGCCGUGAAGGCUCAGCCCUGGUCCUACCAGGCCUGGGGCCUGUGCAGCCACUCUGGGAGGGCUCCUCAGAGGUGGGACUGGCCCGAUCUGGGCCCAGCUUCCCCGCAGGGACCCCGCUGUGGGCAGCCCUGGACGAGCAGAUGCUGCAGGAGGGGAUCCAGGCCUCGCUCCUUGAGGGGCCAGCCCAGGGUCCUGAGAGCCCGCUCUGGCUGCCCAAGUCCUCCGUCUCCUCUCUGCGGCUGCAGCAGCUGGAGCGCAUGGGCUUCCCCACGGAGCAGGCAGUGGUGGCACUGGCAGCCACAGGCCGUGUGGAGGGUGCUGUGUCACUGCUGGUCAGCGGGGAGGUGGGCACUGAGGCACUGGUGACUCAGGGGAGGGGUGGGCCGGCUCACCCUGAGGGCCCUGGGCCCCCCUAGCACAGGCAGGCCCUCAGGUGAGAAGAGGCCUGGCCUGUGGGCGGGAAGUCUGUUGAGAGUCACAGUGAGAUUCAGGAGCGGCCCCUUUGCACCCUACCCUGGUCCUGUUUGGAAUAAAAACCAGUUCACCUUUCAACCUGGA